Coffea arabica (coffee) is the source of this 3183-nucleotide messenger RNA. The record is from RefSeq and is a predicted model, not a curated record. Lineage: Eukaryota; Viridiplantae; Streptophyta; Magnoliopsida; Gentianales; Rubiaceae.
AAAGUAACGGAAGAAUGCUCCUGACCUUGAGAACCAAGGUGAAAAUGGCAUCAUCGCCCAGGUUUUCCCGCCAUGUCUCAUAUGUUCAAACUGCAAUAACUACCCAUAACAGUCAACCAAAACAUCAUGACCAUCGUCAAAAGUCUGAUGCAUUAUCUGAAAAUCUCUUGCUUCUCUUGAAGCAAUGCAAAUCCAUCCGUCCCGUCCAGCAAAUCCAUGCCCAAAUACUUAUUAAUUCCAUUUACAAGCACAACUUUCUCCUUGCAAAACUCAUUGCUCUAAAAGACUUCAGCUAUUCCCUUCAGCUCUUCUUGCAUCUUCCCCAUCCUAAUGACUAUGCAUUCAACGUUUUCAUUAGAGGGCUCACGACAACGUGGGGAAAAUUUGAUCUUGCAUUGCAAUUUUACUGCAAAAUGAAGUCUUUAGGUGUAAAACCGGAUAAUUUCACGUACCCGUUUGUGUUUAUUUCCUGUGGCAAUCUUUUGGACUUUGGGCAUGGUAGAUUAGCUCAUUGUGAGGUGUGGAAAAAUGGGCUGUGGUUGGAUUUUCAUGUGUGUCAUUCUUUGAUCACGAUGUACUCGAGGUUUGGUGAGUUGAGUUUUGCACGGAAAGUGUUUGAUGAAAUUCCGGUUAGAGAUUUGGUGUCGUGGAAUUCAAUGAUUUCUGGGUAUUCCAGGGCUGGUUUUGCUGGAGAGGCGGUGGAGUUGUUUUAUAAAAUGAGGAAUGAAGAGGUUGCACCUGAUGAAAUGACUCUUGUGAGUGUUCUUGGUGCUUGUGGGGACUUGGGGAACCUGGACUUGGGGAGCUCUAUUGAGAAGUAUGUUGUGGAGAAAAGCAUGGAGAUAAAUUCUUACAUGGGGUCAGCUUUGAUUGACAUGUAUGGGAAAUGUGGGGAUUUGGGCUCUGCAAGGAGGAUAUUUGACAAUAUGGGGAAGAAAGAUGUGGUUACUUGGAAUGCCAUGAUUACUGGAUACGCACAAAAUGGCUUGUCAGAUAAAGCAAUGUGCUUAUUCAAUGCCAUGAAAGCUGCAGGGGUGGAUGUGGAUAAAAUCACUGUGAUUGGAGUGUUGUCUGCAUGUGCUUCAGUUGGAGCUUUGGACUUUGGAAAAUCUAUAUACAAGUAUGCAUCACAAAGUGGCUUAAUGGAUGACAUAUAUGUUGGUACUGCAUUGAUUGACAUGUUUGCUAAGUGUGGGAAUCUGGACCUUGCAUUUCAAGUUUUUGGAGACAUGCCCAUAAAAAAUGAGGUAUCCUGGAAUGCAAUGAUCUCUGCUCUUGCUUUUCAUGGGCAAGCUCAAGAGGCUCUGUCAUUGUUUGAGCGCAUGUUAAGGGAGGGUGGUAGUACUUCCUGUCCAAAUGACAUCACAUUUGUUGGUCUGCUUUCUGCAUGUGUACAUGCUGGAUUGGUCGAUGAAGGCUGCCACUUGAUUGAUUUGAUGAGCUCAUCUUUUGGUCUGGUUCCGAAAAUUGAACAUUACUCUUGCAUGGUGGAUCUUUUCUCACGUGCUGGACGAGUAUAUGAAGCAUGGAACUUGAUUGAGAAGAUGCCAGAAAAGCCGGAUGAAGUUCUCUUAGGAGCACUCCUUGGUGCCUGUAAUAAAAUUAAAAAUGUUGAUGUUGGUGAGCGCGUAAUGCAGCUUCUCCUGGAGAUGGAGCCUUCAAACUCUGGCAACUAUGUGAUUGCAUCAAAAAUCUAUGCAAAUCAAGAUAGGUGGGUUGAUUCAGCAAGGAUAAGAUUGUUGAUGAGACAGAAAGGCAUAAGUAAGACUCCAGGUUGUAGCUGGAUUGAAAUGGAUAAUAAACUUCUUGAAUUUCAUGCUGGUGAAACUUUACAUAGUGCACAAAAGGUUUAUCAAGUGCUUAACAUGCUGUACAAAGAGAUGAUGAUGGAAGGUGGAAUGUCAGAUUCAUAUGUUCACUUAGUGGAAGAGUAGAACUUUAGAUAUUGGCAGGUUUGUGGAUGGUUCCAUUUGUUUAUUUCUUCUGCUCAAGCUGAAAAUGAGAAAGGAAAUGAAGAAAGAGGAGAUUUACCAAAUAUGUUUGCAUCUACAUUGCUGAGGUUAUUGCUCAGAAUCUGGAGAAGGUGGUGAUUAUCACUGAAAGUUGACAGAGCGGAUGAGGAUUGAAUAAGAAACAAAUGCUUUGAAGCAUUCGGCCUCAAGGUGAAGCUCUUUCAAUACCAAGGAGAAAUUUCUGUCCCGAACAUUGGUGGUUGGACUGGUGCUUCAAUGGCUCUUAUAUUAGUGGAUUUGAGUUAAUGCUUUGUUGGUCAUUUAAUCACUUUGUAGCGGUUUUGAAAUUGACAUGAAAUCUAGACAGGUGUGGGCAAUUGGAAAAUGCCUUGGGUGCAGAUUUUCUAUGAACAAGUUCAUCAUCUGUGUGUUCAAGCUUGAGCUAGGUUCAAUAUAAUCAGCUGUGAGCUCCAUUGAGUUCCAAUAGUCAAGGUUGAACUUGACUUGGUAAAAUCUAAAGCUCAGGGUUCAGAUUAGAAGUCAAGUUUAUCUAUUCAGGCCUGUGUUAAAUCAUACUCACGUUCAUCUAUUUUUCUCUUUGCUUUUGUUCCCAUUUGGAUAUCUUUUAUUAAGUUACGAUCUGUGAUUGAAGUUACCUGAUUGGAUACCAGAAGCUUUGAACCUUCAGACUAGAUGAGUUCUGCAGAAAGGAUUGUUAAAUAAAUAAAAAAAGGCGAAAUUUAAUUGUGGAAACUGAAAUAGAAUAAAGAAAAGGAAAUGCUCAGAUGUCAAUAUUUGUUUUAAUUUCCUUUUAAAAUAUUUGCAAAACAACUAGUAGAUUGUCCAAUUUCGGGUUUUCUAAAAAUAUGCCAAUACUGACAUCAAAAACCAGAAAGGGAAAAAAGAGGAAAAAGAAAACAGCCAUAGAAACAUAUGUGACUUGAGCAAAGAGUAUUGAACAGAAAAAUUGCAGAUUUCAUUUUGCUUGCAUAAUAAAUCAUUGCAGCAUUUCACCUUGUAGGGUAUGGGAAUCGCCUAGUAACCAUGUCUGAGUCCUCAUUCAGGUAGGAAGGAGUAUAAUAUUGGAGGAAUUGAUUUCAGCAUUGAUCAUGUCACUUCUUUAUAAUGGCUAUAUCUUUUUAUCCUCCAUCGUAUCUGUAUAGUAAAUCUACUAAGUAGGAUCUAGUUUUCCCCACUUUUUGUGGGAUUAAAAGAUUGUGAUGUAGAUUAG